Molecule: messenger RNA, 2543 nt
Organism: Carassius gibelio (silver crucian carp)
Lineage: Eukaryota; Metazoa; Chordata; Actinopteri; Cypriniformes; Cyprinidae
Exons: 11
Coding region: 267-1988 (573 amino acids)
Source: RefSeq, a predicted model, not a curated record
UUUAUGAAGGAAAGGCGCCACUCAAAAUUCCAAAAUACGUUUAUGUUUGCGCGAAUCAUUUUUUGACUGACUGUUUUGAGAACGAGGGUCAAUUCAAAGCAGGUCUUGCUUCAAAGUUAAUCCUCAAGUCUGGAUCGUUGCCUACUGUUCGCGAUGCAACGUCACCUUCAGAAGAAGCCAGCACAUCGACACGAAGCUGUAGAACGAGGGAUAUUGGCGUGCAGACAGAAACAUCAAAGCUAUGCAGUGUUGGUACACAACUGUCAAUGAGGACGCUUCAAACACACCACAGGAGUGUCUGUGUCCAGACAGAGACAACAUUGUCAAGUUUUGAUGUUAGCACAAAAUUAGUUUCUCAUACAGCUGUUGCGUCUUCCACGCCCCUCAAGACUUCAUCAAAAAGACCUUGUCUGGACCUUGAGGAAGAUGAAGAUAUCCUGCAGGAAUGCUCUUCAAUACUAACACCACAAGAGACUGAUGUCACAUUUAAUCCUGCAGAGGCAGACACAUCAAUAACAGAGCCAAAAGACUUGUCAGCUCAAGAAUCCAGCCCUAUUCAAAACAUUUGUAAAUAUAUUGUCUAUGAGACCUGCAUCAUGGAACUGUUUGAUGUGUGCCCGGUAUGUCAUAGAAGCUGUCAUAUAAGAUCACAAAGGAUUGGAACAUUUCUACGUGUUGAACAACUCUGCCACCAUUGUCAGUUCUCACGGAAAUGGAACAGUCAGCCGAUUUUGGGCAGUACUCCAGCUGGAAACCUUCACCUUUCUGCUGCUGUGUAUCUCAGUGGUGCUUCAUUUUUCACAAUUGAAAAGAUAUUUGCAGCUAUGAAGUUACAUCUUUUCAAGUACGACACCUUUCGUCGUCAUGCACGAAUGUGCAUUGAGCCUGCUAUUGUUUACAAAUGGAGAAACUGGCAGGAUGAGAUGCUACAGCUGUUGGCUCAAAGGGAAAAGGUCAUUGUUGGAGGAGAUAUGAGGGCUGACUCACCAGGGCACUCUGCCAAAUAUGGCAGUUACACAAUGAUGGACCUGGAGACAAACACCGUUGUUGAUGUACAACUCGUCCAGAGUAAUGAAGUGGGAGGAAGUUACCACAUGGAAAAGGAAGGUUUGAAGAGAGGUCUUGACUUUUUGGAUGCUCAUGGAGUGACUCUGGACUGCAUUGUGACUGACCGACAUCCGCAAAUACAAAAAUUCCUCAGGGAACGCAAUGUCAACCAAUUCUAUGAUGUCUGGCACAUAGAGAAAGGAAUUUCAAAGCAGCUGGAAAAAGUGUGCAAGCUAAAGGGUUGUGAGAAAAUACGUAAAUGGUUGCAUAGUAUAAAAAACCACAUCUAUUGGACUGCUGCAUCAUCAAGAAGUGGACCUGAAAGAGUGGCUAAAUGGAUGUCUAUGCUAAACCACAUGCAAAAUAAGCACACACAUGAAGACAGCAAUUUUCCAGCAUGUCUACAUGGAACAAGGAGAAGUCGAGACACAAAAAAGUGGCUAGCUGCUGGAACACUGCCAUAUCUCAAGUUGGAGAAAGUUCUCUCCAACAAGAGAAUUGUGAAGGAUGUUGCCAAGCUAAGUCCACACUAUCAGACUUCUUCUAUCAAGGUUUUCCACAGUGUAAUACUACGGUUUACACCAAAAAAUGUGGUUUUUCCAUUUCUGGGAAUGUUGUGCAGACUAUACCUGGCUGCACUACAUUACAAUGAGAAUGCCGGGCGUCCUCAAGCCACGACAGCAGCUGGUCGACCGGUGUUCAAAGUGACCUUUCCAAAGGCCAAGAAGGGAGAAUACCGGGUCAGAGAAGUAAAGACACAAGCAACAUUCAAAUAUGUGGAUGACCUGCUGGACCUCAUAUUUGAUAAAGUCUUUGUGGAUCCUGCACCAUAUGUGGAUGAUGUUUUGAGGAUACCAAUACCACCAGCAUUGUGCGCAGAGUAUGACCGGCCAGAGAAGGAGGAGGCCAUCUCUAGUAGGGUAUCUCGGUUUAAUCAAUAGGUGGUCGAAAAACCUACAUAACUACCCUGGGCAUCAGGAAACUCUCUUCGAAUCCUCAGGACCACACAGGAUGGAAUCACAACUCGAACUUUUCGUCCAAGGAAACCCCAGCACCAGCUCACAAAACUCCGAUAAGCUAAAAAUCUGUAACGACUAAGGCACACACACACAUAGCCACGUUCUCAAAACAGGGUUCAAGGAUUUUUCUGUGUUUUUUUUCUUUCAAAUAUCUAUCAUUUGUUGUCUGGAGUUGAAAUAUUUGAUAUUUAAUUGAUCAUGGUUCAAUUUUUUUUGGAGGAAUGUCCUUUUAUUAAAAUUAUUUAAUUUCUAAACUUAUUUGUACAGUUCAGUGUCUUUAUACAUAAUGUAAAUAAAAAAAUGUAUAUGCAAGUUGUUGUGAAAUUAUUUAAAGCUAUAAUAUGUUUUGUUUUCACUAUAAUUUCCUUAUAACCCGGGAAAAUAUUAGACUAAAAAUUAAUUCAUCAAAAAUUCAUAAAAACAUUUGUAAUAUUUAGAAGAAAUUGACAUUUUUUCUUAAAUGUGCUAAUCAUUAAC